UACCGGGUCUGGAUAGGCCGCAGGAGCUGAUGGUCAGUCGGUGCAGUGCUUAGCAUGGUGCUUCCCUGGCUUCCGAGAGCCACCAGCCCCACAGGCGGCGCUUUGGAGUAAACGAAGCCUCUAGCUAUGGCGCCGUCGCCUUCCCGGACCCUCUCGUGACGCCUCUUCCUGGGGCAAGUGGACCCUCAUGGGUCGGGACUGGUGGCGCGGAGUCAUGCUUGUGCGGUGGGCCAUUGGGGCCGCGCGACCUGGGCUGCCCAGGGCCCGGUCAGCGCCGACCCUUAGGACUGCUGCAAAGUCCUGGACCAUCGACAGGCUCUACAGCUCUGCGGAGCUCAAGGUGACGGCCUCUAAGCCUCCGGAAAAACCUGACAUGUCUAAAUUUCUUGUUGAAGAUAUUAGAAAUUUCAGCAUCAUUGCACAUGUGGAUCAUGGCAAAAGUACAUUAGCUGACAGGCUUCUAGAACUGACAGGAACAAUUGAUAAAACAAAGAAUAAUAAGCAGGUUCUUGAUAAACUGCAAGUGGAACGAGAAAGAGGAAUCACUGUUAAAGCACAGACAGCAUCUCUCUUUUAUAGUUUUCAAGGAAAGCAGUACCUUUUAAAUCUCAUUGAUACACCAGGUCAUGUUGAUUUUAGUUAUGAAGUUUCCCGGUCGCUUUCUGCUUGCCAGGGUGUUUUACUGGUCAUUGAUGCAAAUGAGGGUAUUCAAGCCCAAACUGUAGCAAAUUUCUUUCUUGCCUUUGAAGCACAGUUAUCAGUAAUUCCAGUUAUAAACAAGAUAGAUCUGAAGAGUGCUGAUCCUGAUAAGGUUGAAAGACAAAUUGAAAAAGUAUUUGAUAUUCCAAGUGAUGAAUGUAUUAAGAUUUCUGCUAAACUUGGAACAAAUGUUGAAAGUGUUCUUCAGGCAGUUAUUGAAAGAAUACCCCCUCCUAAAGUGCAUCGCAAAAAUCCCCUGAAAGCUUUGGUAUUUGACUCCACCUUUGACCAGUAUAGAGGUGUGAUAGCCAAUGUUGCAUUAUUUGAUGGAGUGGUUUCCAAAGGAGAUAAAAUUGUGUCUGCACAUACUCAAAAGAUGUAUGAAGUUAAUGAAGUAGGAGUUUUGAAUCCUAAUGAGCAGUCAACUCAUAAAUUAUAUGCAGGACAGGUGGGCUAUCUGAUUGCUGGGAUGAAAGAUGUCACUGAAGCGCAAAUAGGAGAUACAUUAUAUUUACAUAAUCAUCCAGUGGAGCCCUUGCCUGGGUUUAAAUCAGCGAAACCAAUGGUAUUUGCAGGUAUGUACCCUGUAGACCAAUCUGAAUAUAAUAACCUGAAGAGUGCUAUAGAAAAACUGACUCUCAAUGACUCCAGUGUGACAGUACAUCGGGAUAGUAGCCUUGCCCUGGGUGCUGGCUGGAGGCUGGGAUUUCUUGGACUUUUGCAUAUGGAAGUUUUCAACCAGCGACUAGAGCAAGAAUAUAAUGCUUCUGUUAUUUUGACAACCCCUACUGUUCCAUAUAAAGCUGUUCUUUCAUCAGCAAAAUUAAUAAAGGAAUACAGACAAAAAGAAAUCACAAUCAUCAACCCUGCACAAUUCCCUGAUAAGUCAAAAGUAACAGAGUAUUUGGAGCCAAUUGUUUUGGGUACCAUUAUCACACCAGAUGAAUACACUGGAAAAAUAAUGAUGCUUUGUCAGGCUCGAAGAGCAAUUCAGCAAAAUAUGGUGUUUAUUGAUCAAAAUAGAGUUAUGCUUAAAUAUAUUUUCCCUUUGAAUGAAAUUGUGGUAGAUUUUUAUGACUCUUUGAAAUCCCUGUCUUCUGGAUAUGCCAGCUUUGAUUAUGAAGAUGCAGGCUAUCAGACUGCAGAACUUGUAAAAAUGGAUAUUCUACUGAAUGGAAAUAGUAUAGAGGAGCUGGUAACUAUUGUACACAGAGACAAAGCACACACUGUUGGCAAAACCAUAUGUGAACGUCUGAAGGAUACUCUUCCCAGGCAGCUGUUUGAGAUAGCAAUUCAAGCUGCAAUUGGAAGUAAAAUCAUUGCAAGAGAAACUGUGAAACCCUAUAGGAAAAAUGUUUUGGCAAAAUGUUAUGGUGGUGAUAUUACCCGAAAAAUGAAACUUUUGAAGAGACAAGCAGAAGGAAAAAAACGGCUGAGGAAAAUUGGCAACAUUGAAGUUCCUAAAGAUGCUUUUAUCAAAGUUCUAAAAAACACAAACUAAUAAAUAAUUCAUGGAAAACAUAAUAAAUUUUAAACUGUGUAAAGAACUUCAAAUUAAAAGCUGUGUAUAUUUUUUACAACAAUAAAAUGAAGAAGUUUCCUUAUUAGUUUCAGGAUUUUAAAUUUAAAUAAAGUUUAAGUAACCUAUUUCCUAA
Messenger RNA from Sciurus carolinensis (gray squirrel), 2354 nucleotides. RefSeq names its product GTP binding elongation factor GUF1 (gene Guf1). The record is from RefSeq and is a predicted model, not a curated record. Gene Ontology annotation, cellular component: mitochondrion. Gene Ontology annotation, biological process: positive regulation of translation. The transcript has 17 exons. Gene Ontology annotation, molecular function: mitochondrial ribosome binding; GTPase activity; GTP binding. The coding region runs from base 188 to 2200 and encodes 670 amino acids. Lineage: Eukaryota; Metazoa; Chordata; Mammalia; Rodentia; Sciuridae.